Molecule: messenger RNA, 701 nt
Organism: Bactrocera neohumeralis
Lineage: Eukaryota; Metazoa; Arthropoda; Insecta; Diptera; Tephritidae
Product: lipopolysaccharide-induced tumor necrosis factor-alpha factor homolog
Exons: 3
Coding region: 119-433 (104 amino acids)
Molecular function (GO): zinc ion binding
Source: RefSeq, a predicted model, not a curated record
AGAUACUGGUUAUACUACCUACUUAUACAUACAUAUGUACCAAAUGUAUAUUUGCAUGUUGUUUGGUGAUAAAGUGCAAAAGAUGUUCUUAAAUUAAAUUAAAUUACAACAUUUUACGAUGAGUGAGUUAAGAAGAAAUCAACAGGAGCCAAAUAUAUAUUCAAUGCAUUUUCUCGAAUGCCUAUGGCUCCCAGUCAAUAUGUCAGCACCGGUGGGUCCGGAACCAGCCACGAUCAUUUGUCCAACUUGCAAUAAACAAGUAAUCACCAGCGUGGACCAUACAUCAUCCACGAAAACGCAUUUGAUAGCUUUGCUUUUAUGUGUUAUCGGCUUUUGGCCGUGCGCUUGCUGCCUUUAUUGCACAGGCUGUGCUCGUAAUGUCGAACAUCGAUGCCCAUCAUGCAACAGCUUCAUUGGAGUUUACGAACGUUGAAGUGGCUUAUUAGCAACUAAUAACCGUUAUUUUCAACGACACCUACUAUACUGUAUAUAUAAGCGCAUAUAUAUAUGUAGGUAUAUUAGGGUGAUUAAAAAAAAAUUUUUAUUUUUUUUCGUUUGGUACUUUGAAAAAUAGGUUCCUAGACACCUCUAAGAAAGCCUCUCUAAAAACCUAUGAGUUUCAUCAUUCAUAAUGAUUUUUUUCUUUGAGUUAUAAAAUUUAUAAGAAAUAAAAAAUUUUCCCAAAAAUAAUCAAAUUUUAA